GGGGGGAGACAGAAAAGUCCAGUGAACAGAUGGAUGCUUGACUGGCAUUUCCAGGAUGUCUCUGACCUGCGCCUUUUGUCUUCUCUCCCCAGUGUUAGAGAUUGAUUUUGCGGAGCUAACCCUGGAAGAGAUCAUAGGCAUUGGGGGUUUCGGAAAGGUCUACCGUGCCUUCUGGAUAGGGGAUGAGGUUGCCGUGAAAGCCGCCCGCCACGACCCCGAUGAAGACAUCAGCCAGACCAUAGAGAAUGUUCGCCAGGAGGCCAAGCUCUUCGCCAUGCUGAAGCACCCCAACAUCAUUGCCCUCAGGGGGGUGUGUCUGAAGGAACCCAACCUCUGCUUGGUGAUGGAGUUUGCCCGGGGAGGGCCUUUGAAUAGAGUGUUAUCUGGGAAAAGGAUUCCCCCGGACAUCCUGGUGAAUUGGGCCGUGCAGAUUGCCAGAGGCAUGAACUACUUACACGAUGAGGCGAUUGUUCCCAUCAUCCACCGAGACCUUAAGUCCAGCAACAUAUUGAUCCUUCAGAAGGUGGAGAAUGGAGACCUGAGCAACAAGAUUCUGAAGAUCACUGAUUUUGGCUUGGCCCGGGAAUGGCACCGAACCACGAAGAUGAGCGCGGCAGGGACCUACGCUUGGAUGGCUCCGGAAGUCAUUCGAGCCUCCAUGUUUUCCAAAGGCAGUGACGUGUGGAGCUACGGGGUGCUGCUUUGGGAGUUGCUGACCGGCGAGGUGCCCUUCCGAGGCAUCGAUGGUUUGGCUGUAGCUUAUGGAGUGGCCAUGAACAAACUCGCCCUUCCUAUUCCUUCCACGUGCCCAGAACCUUUCGCCAAACUCAUGGAGGACUGCUGGAACCCCGACCCCCAUUCACGACCGUCUUUCACAAAUAUCCUGGACCAGCUAACUACCAUAGAGGAGUCUGGUUUCUUUGAAAUGCCCAAGGACUCCUUCCACUGCCUGCAGGAUGACUGGAAACAUGAGAUUCAGGAGAUGUUCGACCAACUCAGGGCCAAAGAGAAGGAGCUGCGCACCUGGGAGGAGGAGCUGACGCGGGCUGCGCUGCAGCAGAAGAACCAGGAGGAGGUGCUGCGGCGGCGCGAGCAGGAGCUGGCCGAGCGGGAGAUCGACAUCCUGGAGCGUGAGCUCAACAUCAUCAUCCACCAGCUGUGCCAGGAGAAGCCCCGCGUGAAGAAACGCAAGGGCAAGUUCAGGAAGAGCCGGCUCAAGCUCAAGGACGGCAACCGCAUCAGCCUCCCCUCCGAUUUCCAGCACAAGUUCACGGUGCAGGCUUCCCCGACUAUGGAUAAAAGGAAGAGUCUCAUCAGCAGCCGCUCCAGCCCUCCUGCAAGCCCCACCAUCAUUCCUCGCCUUCGAGCCAUCCAGUUGACACCGGGAGAAAGCAGCAAAACCUGGGGCCGGAGCUCAGUGGUCCCGAAGGAGGAAGGCGAGGAGGAGGAGAAGAGGGCCCCAAAGAAGAAGGGACGGACGUGGGGACCAGGGACGCUUGGUCAGAAGGAACUUGCCUCAGGAGAUGAAGGAUCCCCCCAGAGACGUGAGAAAGCUAAUGGUUUAAGUGCCCCAUCAGAGUCUCCACAUUUCCACUUGGGCCUCAGGUCGCUGGUAGACGGAUACAAACAGUGGUCGUCCAGUGCCCCCAACCUGGGGAAGGGCCCAAAGGGUAGCCCAGCCCUGCCAGGGUUCACCAGCCUUAUGGAGAUGGAGGAUGAGGACGGCGAAGGCCCAGGGAGCACAGAGAGUCGUCUGCAGCAUUCACCCAACCAGUCCUACCUCUGUAUCCCGUUUCCUCGAGGUGAGGAUGGGGACGGCCCCUCCAGUGAUGGAGUCCAUGAGGAGCCCACUCCAGUGAACUCGGCCACCAGUACUCCUCAGCUGACGCCAACCAACAGCCUCAAGCGGGGCGGUCCCCCCCACCGCCGCUGUGAGGUGGCCCUGCUCGGCUGCGGGGCUGUGCUUGCGGCCACGGGCCUGGGGUUCGACCUGCUGGAAGCUGGCAAGUGCCAGCUGCUUCCCCCGGAGGAGCCUGAGCCACCAGCCCGGGAAGAGAAGAAGAGGCGCGAGGGGCUUUUCCAGAGGGCCAGCCGCCCUCGUCGGAGCACCAGUCCCCCGUCCCGAAAGCUCUUCAAGAAGGAGGAGCCCAUGCUGUUGCUGGGGGACCCCUCGGCCUCCCUGACACUGCUCUCGCUCUCCUCCAUCUCGGAGUGCAACUCCACCCGCUCCCUGCUGCGCUCGGACAGCGAUGAGAUCGUGGUGUAUGAGAUGCCUGUCAGCCCGGCCGAGGCCCCGCCCCGGACUCCCUGCACCCACAACCCCCUGGUCAACGUCCGAGUGGAGCGCUUCAAGCGAGACCCUCACCAGUCCCUAACUCCCACCCACGUCACCCUCACAGCCCCCGCACAGCCAAGCAGUCACCGGCGGACUCCUUCCGAUGGGGCCCUUAAGCCAGAGGAUCUCCUAGCCAGCAGGAGCCCUUCCAGCAAUGGCUUGAGCCCCAGCCCUGGGACAGGAAUGUUGAAAACCCCCAGUCCCAGCCGAGACCCGGGUGAAUUCCCCCGUCUCCCCGACCCCAGUGUGGUCUUCCCCCCGACCCCGAGGCGCUGGAGCUCACAGCAGGACUCUACCUUGGAGAGACCCAAGACUCUGGACUUUCUGCCCAGGCCACGUCCUUCCGCCAACCGGCAGCGGCUGGACCCCUGGUGGUUCGUGUCCCCCAGCCACGCGCGCAGCGCCUCCCCAGCCAACAGCUCGAGCACAGAGACGCCCAGCAACCUGGACUCCUGCUUUGCUAGCAGCAGCAGCACUGUGGAGGAGAGGCCCGGACUGCCAGCCCUGCUCCCAUUCCAGGCAGGGCCGCUGCCUGCCGCCGAGCGGACACUUCUGGACUUGGACGCAGAGGGGCAGAGUCAGGACAGCACCGUGCCACUGUGCAGAGCUGAGCUGAGUACUCACAGGCCUGCCCCUUAUGAGAUCCAGCAGGAGUUCUGGUCUUAGCAUGACAAAGGUCAGGGGUAGGCAAGGGGGAAGCGGGAGGAGGUUGGGAGAGGGCGCUGGAGGAAGUAGGGGGAGCUGGCUGGCACAGCCCUUUCUUAGAGUUGGAAACCCCUGAGAUCCAGCCCUGCUUCUUGCACUGAUAAUGCACUUUGAAGAUGGAAGGGAUGGAAAGAGGGCCACUUCAGAGGGUCUCCUGCCCUGUAGGGCCUUUCUGUCCAUGUCUAUCAUAGGGACUGUGGACAUGAGCUCUGGCUGUGUAGGGGAGGGAAGGUGCCUGCAUAUCCUCCGCCCUCCACAGUCUUCCUCGCCUUGAGGGUGACUCUGAAGAGUCACUCAGCCAAAUCCGUCUGCUCUUCCCUCUCCUGAUCAGUCGGGGAUGCCCAGAGCUGUCCAGGAGCCCCUCGGUUAGCCCUGAGUCCAGCCUUCCCAGACUGCAGUGUUGGACGCUCUGUGAUCUCGCUCCUUUCACACUCUCCUCCAGCACCCGUGACUCGGAAUCUCAUCUGAUGGGAGAUGCGUGCUCUCCUGUGUCCUUUUCCUGCCAGCUGGAAGGCUGAAGGCAAGAUGGCUUAGUACGAGGGCAUACAGGGUGAUACCCCUGGCACUACCUACCAGCACUUCCAGGUGCCCCACUUGUGUAUUUGACCCCACAGGCAGUAAGGGCAGCUGCCCCAGUGAGAGCUACAGGGAGGGGGGAGCUAGGAAAGAUAGAGUCGAGGGGCCGGGAAGAGGGCAGCAGAGUCUGUCCUUGUUCCUUUGGGAGACAUUCUAGAGCAGAAACCAGCACCUGUUGAGGUACCCCUCUACCCACCUGGGGUCAGAACGUGAGCAGACCAGGUGCUGAUACAAACAUAUGCUCAUCCCAGGAAUAGUUUCUUGGGAGGCUCACUGGUGCCAGUCUGCAGUCAGAGACAAAGUCCCUGUAUUUACCCUUUUGUCGUCUGAUCUCUGUGUUUCAUCCCAUCCCCUUGGCCUUCCCUCCCAUCUUGGAAUGAGUGGGCUUUGAGUUAUGUGUGUGGUGAGUAGAGAGCUCUGCAGUGUACCAGAGUAACCUGUGAGGGUGGGCCCUGGGCACUGGCAGUUGGGACUUUGAGGGACUUCUUAGCCAGUAUAGUAGAGCGACCACUGUUCUGAGUGCUCAGUGAGCCAGUGGUGGGCACUAACCUCCAGGUCCCCAGUUUCCUAGUUGGGAACUGACCGAGGCUAGAGGCCCCUAGUGCUGGGCUCUGGGCCAUGAACUGGGUAGAAAGGACCACAGAGGCCAACUCUGACUUUUCUGGAAUUUGUUUCCUUUACUUGAAUGUAGAGCAGCUUGCCCACAUCCAUCUUCAUGCUUCCGUUUACCUGGAGGUCUUCUGUGUUAGGUGCAAACAGUCACCUUUGUGUGGGAAUAAUAAAUAACGUGGUUGGGAAUAGAGUCCUUAGGUCAUGUCCCUGUCCCUCACUGUUGCUCCAUUGUCUUACCGUGGAGUAUCUCCCUGGGUUACUGGAGCUCAGUUCAGAGUGGGGAGAGUGGUGGAGCUGGCAUAGGUGAUAGAUUUGGCUUCUGCUCUUUCCCUGUCACUGUGGUAGAAGCCCUGCCCUGGGGGUGACUGAAAGGGUGACCUUGGUAUUCAGGUUGUCCCUUGCUUCAUUCCUUAGCCCGCCACACCCCCCACGCCCCGUGUUCUCUAGCGCAUCUCAGCUCUCUCCUCUUGGAAGCCAAUACACAAGAGAUUAUUUUUGCCUCCAUACUUCUUUUCAUAGGUUAGAAGAGGGAAGAGUGAGUUUUAUCAGCAGCUCCAGCCAGCCAAGUGAGUCCUCUUCCGGAGGAUCUAAGUUCAUAAAUGGUCUGCACUGUGCCCUUCCCUGAGCCCCCAAAAUCCCAGUCCCUAAGCCACCAACUCCUCUUACAUGCUCUUGGCUCCACAACAUGGCCCUCUGGUAGGGCACAGCCUAAAGCAUAAUCCAAAUCAUGCUGGCUCUAGACCAUGUUCUGUGGUAGGAGGUAGGGGUUUUUCCUCUACUUGGUGUUUGUUUGUUUGUUUGUUUUCAUUUUCUGCAUUUUGAUAGGUUGCAGCCAUCUUUCUUAGGGAGAUAUAACUGACAGGGUGUAUAUGGGAUGAUGGCAACGUGAUACCAAGCAGGAGGUGGCCCCCAGUUCUUAGCCACCCAGGGAAAGGGUAAGGCAGGGCUAGGGCUCUGCUGAGGAAUUAAUUGUACCUGAAAGACGCCAAAGAAGGGUCAUUUCCAAAGAUGCUGCCGUGAGCAUCCACAAAGCCCGCCCUCAGCCCCUGCGAGCCGAGCCUUUGGCGGGCCCCUGCCUGCCACAUUGCCUCUGGGGCAGGGCAGGAGACAGGAUAAGCCUCUGCAGAGCGGAAGGUCUGAGUGGUCUCCUGUAGACUUGUGUUCCCUAAAGCUGUGUUUGAAGCCUCUUGAGCAGAAGUAGCUGGAGCUUCCCUUGUCCCUUGCCUUCUCUCUGCUUGGAGACGCCUCCCUUCUGCCCCUGGCAAGUGUUCACCACGUGGAAGGUGGGGAAGGGAACAGAUCCCGUCUCCUUGGGUCCUUCAGCUCCUACUGCUGAUAGUCAACAUGGAAUCCAGGCCACUGCCAGAAGGUAUCCUCGUGUUAUUUGUAACCAAGAGGCUUUGGUGGCUGCUCUUAGCUUGGCAUCUGUUGGCAUCUGCCUAGGGUUCGGCAGCAGUGAUGUUAAUCACAGCCAUGAUGAACUGGGCUUACACAGCUCAGGCCAGUGCCGGCUUUCCUCCUCACCUUCACAGAAGGACACCGUUUUCCUUCUGUGUUGGGCCAUACUUGGUGGAGAAGGAGGAAUGCUGGAAGAGGAAGAUUCCAGUGCAGAGAAAUUGGAAAGCUGUUGGGAUGACUGCUGAGCUGGGCCAGCAGGCGCUGAGCCCCGGGAGCUCUGUUUCCCAGGCUGCCUUUGCCGCAUGACCUUAGGCUUGUCUCUUGGCCUCUCUCAGAUUUCCUACCUUUAAAAGCCCUGUCACAUGCUUCCCUCACAAGGGCAGUGGGAGAAUGUGUCGGAGAAGGUCCCUGAAGCAGCCCUGGCUCCUCGCCAGCUCCUAGAGGACAUGUCCUCUGUCCCCACAGGAUGAAUUGCUAGAGCUGACGGUAUGGUGCUUGCCACCCAUGCCUCGGGGGCUCGCCUGUUCUUUCACCCUGUGGCCUCUGGGAAAGGAGUGACUGGAGCUGGCUCAGCGUGACUAAUGAGCCCUGGGGCCUGGCACAUGCUCUUUCACCGCAUUACACAGCACCUGGUCAUGACAAGCAUCCUUUCCCCCCACCCCCCACCUAGCCUGGCGGGCUGGCCGGCCCCACCAUGUGUGUCUUAGGAAUUGGGAGGUUGGUGGCAGCUUCAGAGUGACAGUUAUCUGCAGAGCCUGGAAUCAGACCAGUUUCUGGAAGAAUCUUCGCAACAGGGUCCCCAUGGGGCAUGUGUCGUGGUGCUGGGUCCUUACAUAAUCCCCUUUUCCCCAGGCCACCAUUGCUCAGAGACACGGGGAGGCACCCCUUGGACAUCAUUCCUGACCUUUGGUCCACACUGUUGCCUCCACAGCGGCCACACUGGAGGUCCCUUCCCUGCUCCUCCCCCAUGUGGAGAAGACACCUCCUGAGCCAUCCUGAUUCUUUAAAGCAGACAGCAGUAGGUGGCAGGGCUGGGCACGGUACACUCCAGGGCUGAGCUGUGUGUCCAGCCCGCCCCUCUGUGAAUGCAGAACCUUGACCUCUUCACCAAGUCUUCUUGGAGCCUGUGCCUUGGAGUCAGGUGUGUGAGGGCCUGGUCUGGAGCUCAGAAACAUUCUUUGCAUCUUGAAGGAGCUGGGGGAAGAAGCAGGUGCUGGGCUUCUCCUGAGGGCUCUGGGGAAUGUGGGGCAGAGGUGAGAGCAGCCAGCAGUGCAUUACAGCCGGUUAAGGCACCACAGGGGCAGGAACCUGGUGAUCUGAGCUGUCUGUCCACAGGCAUGUGAGUGCCAACAUCUGCCUGUGUCUCUGGACCCUACCUGUGGACUGGGGAUGGCAUGCCUUUCCCCAAAGCCUCUCACCUUGCUGGACGGCCUCCCCAACGGAGGACAGUGUGUGGGGGACGGCUGCAUGGCCGAGGGUCAGCAGCCGUCCAUGUCAGCCGUUCCCUGUGAUUUGGCGGAAUCCACCACCCGCCCCUCCCUCAGGCAGAGAUGACUUAGGAACGCAUCGCCAGCUGCCCGUCUUCUUUCUGGCAAAUCAGCCUUUUCCUCGGAGAGGAAUCCAAAUAAAUCAAAGUCUGCAUAUGAAAUGGUAACCCGCUGCUGCUUCUGGGGAGCCUUCAGGCUCCCGGCUUCCCCCGGGCAGUGCUGCCUGGGCGCUCACCACCUCUGGGCACUGGUGUUGGAAGGCAGGAGAUGGGAGCUGAUUAAGGCCAGUUAACAAGUGCCUGAUUAGCCUGGGCUCCUGAGUUUCUCAUGGCCUCCCUCUCCUGAUGGGGAUGAGGCCCACCCCCUCCUUUACCCAUUUACCACCUGGGCCUCCCCAUGCUGCUGAGAGGCUGAAUAGGCCUGGUUCCUCUGACCCUUGGUGCCCGUGCUCCCUGCGUCCUCUGUGUGCAGCCUGCUUUGGGCACUGAGCUGGAAAGAGAGCCCCAGGGUAUCUCCACACCUCUUUUUGUUUCCCUUGGAAACAGCCCUGCCUUGCCCCGACCCAUCUCUCUGACUGAUCUGACCUGCCUCCCAGCAAGCACCCCCACCUGGAUUUACUUGACUGAGCAGCAGGCAGGGGCCAGGGCAGGACACUGGAGUACAGCUCGAGGGCUUCAGGCCUUUCCUGCUGGCACGUGUGCAGUGGACAUCCAGGAAUUCUGAACCCAGAGGCAGAAUGGUUUUGGGGAGUCCUGGCAAGUGACAGGUGUCCGAGGCAGUAUGUUGCCCACACCCAGACACCUGCUACACAGAGCCCGACUUCACUUGGAAUGUGGAUACUAUGUGUAUCAUGGAUUCUUUUCAUUCUGAUUUGUUAAAAUACUGCAUUGAUACAUGACUUACCUUGAUUAUUGAAUGUUUGGGGUGCCUGUGAAGUUGGGCAUCCAAGGCGAGUGCCUCACCUGCCCGCACCCUGCUCUGCCUGCCCCUCACCUGGACCUGUGAAUGGGACUUAGGUUUCACUGUGAAGUAGGUUUUCUGUUUUCUAGAAGCCCGUCUGCCCGGGCCUGAGUGGGACGGUAGCUCUCCAGAAGUGUCAGGCUCAAAUAGCACGACUGAAGACAGGUGGCGUCUGGGGUUUUUAUUUGGGGCCUGUAACUAAGGGUGUCCUCCAGCUGCCUUGCAGCCCCCUUUUUGGACAUGGACCAGGGAGCUUCAGAAGAUUCAUGGAAUUAAAAGAUAAGUCUAUUUUGCAAAAAUAAGUCCUUUUUUUUGGGCAAAAAUUGGGAGAACCCAUGCAUGGUUUUCUCAUCAUCUGCCUUUCCCGUGAGCUUUUAGGAGACCCUUCGUGGGAGCUCUGGGUGAAAGGAAGUGGCCAUGGCAAGUCCAGUUCUCCCAUCUUCAACCCCUUUGGAAUACGCAUGCAUCCCGGGAGGUGUAACCAGGCCUCAUUCAUCCUCCCUGCCAGAUUUCACAAGGGCGGAAGUGAGUGGAGGCGUUUUCACUCCCUCACACGCCAAGAGAAGGGUUGCCCACCUCUGUGGCUGCAAAAUAUUGCCCAUCACACUUCCACCAGGAGCGUUUUCCUGCUGCCUAUCAUUCUGUCGUCUUGACCUCACUCUGAUCAUUCGUCUCCCGAAGCCAUGCUGGCCAUGGCCAAUCUCUUCUUUGUCACCAGAGGAAGGCAAGGGUUUAUCCUGGCCCAGGCACAGGGACUAAUAUUAACUAAGAAAUAUGGAUUUCUUCUGUGUGAGAGGCUCUGUCCUAGGGAUUUAUGUACAUGUGAGGUCACUUCAAAAAGCCCAUGAAAAAUGAAGCUAAAGAAUACGUUUAUUUUGCUGCAAAAAAAAAAUUUUUAAAUAAGUUCAUGAAAGUGCAUAUGUUGAAAAAACUAUGCUUGGGGCUGGCACUGUGGCUCACUAGGCUGAUCCUCCACCUGCGGCACCGGCACACCGGGUUCUAGUCCCGGUUGGGGCGCCGGAUUCUGUUCCGGUUGCUCCUCUUCCAGUCCAGCUCUCUGCUGUGGCCCAGGAGGGCAGUGGAGGAUGGCCCAAGUGCUUGGGCCCUGCACCCACAUGGGAGACCAGGAGGAAGCACCUGGCUCUGGCUUCAGAUCAGCGCAGCACACCAGCCGUAGCAACCAUUUCGGGGGUGAACCAAUGAAGGAAGACCUUUCUCUCUGUCUCUCCUUCUCUCACUGUCUAACUCUGCCUGUCAAGAAAAAAGAAAAAAAGAAAAAAAAAAAAAAAGAAGAAGAAAAAAAGAAAAAACUAUGCAUGGAUUUCAAAAGAAUUUUACAUCAAAAUAAACUUUAUUCUAUUUUUAAAUGUUUAUUUUUAUUUAUCUGAAUGGCACAGUUGAUGGAGAAAGAGUUUUCCAUCUGCUGAUUCACUUCCUAAAUGCCCAAAAUAGCCAGGGCUGGGCCAGACUGAAGUCAGGAGCCCAGAACUCCAUCUGGGUCUCCCACGUGGGUGUCAGGGACCCAAGUACUUGAGCCAUCAUCUGUUGUCUCCCAGGGUACAUUUGCAAAAGGCUGGAUCAAAAGCAGAGGAGUCAGGAAUCGGUGGAACACUUUGAAAACGAAUGCUGGUACAUUGCAAGCAGCAGCUUAACCCAUUGUACCACACUGCCCACCUCUUUUAAUUCCAUUUCUCCAUGAACUUUUUGAAGUACCCUCAUAGAUCUUUUGACUCCUUGCAGUAUCAUCCCCAUCCAGGGCUGUGGAAGCUGAGGCAGCGUGGCUGUGUGCACUGCCCAGGUCACACAGCCCGGAAGCUAGUUACCGCUCUGCUGGGUUCCAGAGUCCCUCGUCUCCCUCUGAGCAUGUUUCUAGACCACUGCUCAGAAGCCCUGAAAUGCAGCUGGCAGGGGUUCGCUCCACCCGGGGCUUGAAGGUGUCGAUCCCGUGGCUCCGUGUGCAGUCCACCGUUUCCCCGCGACUGCUCUUCACAACAGCUUCCCCAUGCUGUGUGCCCUGUGCAUCGAGCUUGGAAGCCUUUACUGUAGCUCCUGUGCCCUCGGGACCUUGAAACUGGACGUUAGCCUUUGUGUCGUAUUGAGCCACAGGCCCUUGGCUCCCAGCUGUAGCAGAGAAGGGAGGACAUGAACUUGUUAACUCUCUCCUCUGAUUCCCCUCACCAACCAUCCUGCACAGUCACCCACAGCCACACACACCCCACCCAGGUACCUCCUAGGCCAAGACUGCAUCUUUUAGAGCCCUGAGGAAAGGAGUUGGAGAUGGAUUUUGCUGAGUUUAAGAAGAUCUUUGGGAUUUCCACCCCAUUAGGACCUUAAGGUCCAGGUGGAGUUUGCCUGUGUGUGCGUUCAGCCCCUCUGUAGUUAGCAAUGGUUUUCACCCCUGUUUACUCUGGUGUCUUGUCCCUGUGUCCUCGCCCUGCGUCCUUGAAUUCCCAUGUUGCCUUGGGAUUUAAGUUAUUGUAUGUUGUCAACAAUAUUUAAAGAUGGAAAAGUCCUGAAGGAAACUCAUCAGGUUCUUCCCUUUGCUUUUUGUUUUUCUUUCGAGGUACUGUAAAUUGUUAACUAGGGAUGCCAAGCAGGCUUGGUUCAAUGGCUUAAACCUCUUACUGUAUUACAGUGUAAUGCUGAUCUCAGCCUGGUCCCAACGCCAGAGCACACAGAGACUUGAAUAAAACUGUUACCACAAUUA
Messenger RNA from Oryctolagus cuniculus (rabbit), 10780 nucleotides. The record is from RefSeq and is a predicted model, not a curated record. Lineage: Eukaryota; Metazoa; Chordata; Mammalia; Lagomorpha; Leporidae.